Molecule: messenger RNA, 231 nt
Organism: Kwoniella mangroviensis CBS 8507
Lineage: Eukaryota; Fungi; Basidiomycota; Tremellomycetes; Tremellales; Cryptococcaceae
Exons: 2
Coding region: 1-231 (76 amino acids)
Biological process (GO): GPI anchor biosynthetic process
Cellular component (GO): dolichol-phosphate-mannose synthase complex; endoplasmic reticulum membrane
Molecular function (GO): enzyme regulator activity
Source: RefSeq, a predicted model, not a curated record
AUGCUCUUCGUAGCCGCCUUCGUAUUCGUAUACUACACGAUAUGGGCAUUAUUACUUCCAUUCAUCUCUUCCGACUCUACUCUUCAUUCUCUUUUCCCGGCCAGAGAAUGGGCCAUCAAACUUCCCUUGUUCCUCUUGUUAUCCGGUAUAGCAGCUAUAGGACUGUUCUUCGCUAGGGUCACAUUGAGCGAGGCGAGGAAGAAGGCUGCAAAGGGUGGUAAGAAGGUUUAA